AUGCUGUGGACCCCCUCAAAAUUUCACCCCUCCGAGUCACUCAGCCUUGUGCCCAAGAUCUACGCUCACAUGAAGGAGGCACCGUUCGCUCACUCAACUUUUAGAAGAAUGGAAGCCCAAAGCGGAACCACACCAAGCGUUGACGCUGUGAAAGGACAACAAGAAAACGCGGAGAUGAGUUUUCUUCGUCCACCCGUUGUUCGUUUAGGCGCCGGUGCAGCGCUGAACCGCGCCUUGUUCACCAAGAAGGUGUACUUGGCUGCCGCCGCCAUACAAAGCCCCAAGGUCAUUGCGCAUUACAGGAAGGCCCUUCAAACAAGCCAGGAGAUGCUCAAGGUCGACAGGAUAUCUCCCAUUGUGUCUCACCCAGAUAAGGAGCUCGGUGCGCAAGGUCGCAAAUGUAUCUUACUCAACCCAAGUGUGAAGGCUGAAGAACCGACGACAUGGGGUCCUGUUAUUCAAGAAGGAAUUCAGAAAGAGGAGUUGACAGUCAUUCCUUAUGAGCUCACACUCGAGUAUGACUACUGGACCGCACGCGACACCAUGGAGUCGGUCCUCCCCCCUGAACUUCAUGAUGAGAUUCCAUCCGGUUUCAACGUAGCAGGCCACGUUGCUCACCUGAACCUCCGAGAUAGCUACCUUCCCUACAAAAAAGUAGUAGCAGAAAUAAUCCUUGACAAGAACCCCAGCAUCAAGACUGUCAUCAACAAAGUCGACAACGUCGGAGCCGAGUCCGAGUUCCGCACCUUCCAGUACGAAGUUUUGGCUGGCGAAGAUGACCUCAACGUCUCCUGCACUGAAAACAACUGCAGUUUCAACUUCGACUAUUCCAAGGUGUACUGGAACAGCAAGCUCGAGUACGAACACACCCGCAUCAUCAGCUUCUUCAAGCCAGGAGAGGUAGUAUGCGACGUGAUGGCAGGCAUCGGCCCCUUUGCCCUCCCCGCCGGCAAAAAACGUGUGUUUGUCUGGGCCAACGACAAGAACCCCGAAAGUUACAAGUGUCUCAAGGCCAACAUCCAGAAGAACAAGGUCCAGGAUUUUGUUCGUCCCUUCUGCGAGGAUGGCCUCGGUUUCAUCCGUCAAGCGACGGAUGAAAUUCUAGCGGCAUCCCUCAAGGGUGAAAAGGUCGUCAUCACAAAACCUGGACCGAGAUCAAAGUCCAGGAAGACCGAUAAGCCCACCACACCCGGUUUUGUACGGGAGCCGCUAAAGCCCUUAAUCACAGAAACAUAUCCUCUCCCUCCCACCAUCUCGCACUUCGUCAUGAACCUGCCAGCCUCGGCAAUCGAGUUUGUCGGCUCGUUCAAGGGAAUCUAUCAAUUGCAAGAAAACCUCUUCGCACCCACCACGAAGACUCUUCUGCCUCUUGUUCACGUCCACUGCUUCGCGCUCAAGGCCGACGACGAGAGACCGUUGAUUGAUAUCUGCGAAAGGCUUACCAAGUAUCUUGGUUUCCCCAUGAAGCCGGGUAACAUUGACUACAAUCUCAAUGGGGAAGGCGAGGUUGCUGUUCACAAUGUGAGAGACGUAGCGCCGGCCAAGAGCAUGUACUGCGCUACAUUCCGUCUUCCGGCUGCCGUUGCUUUUGCGGCGAGGGACUAGGUUGGCUGUUCAUGACUAUGAUGGGUUCAUUUUGGCAUUGGCAACAUAAGAAGGAAGCAUGGUGUUCAGGGGCACAUAGGGCGGGCUGCAGGGGAAAAGUCUACAACUAAGAUUUCGGCUACUUUCACAUCAUGCUCAUGUUCAUCUGGCAUCAUGAUACCGUCCAGGACAGGGCUCGAAUAGGUGAUCAUGAUAUCAAACCGAAUAAUCGCGACAUUUACGUCCUCAUUACCAUCAGUGGCAUCCCCAAACUUGCGAAUUGACAGGGUGAGAUCAAACCAAAGGAUAUGCAUCUCACAACAAACAACCAAUUUAUCAACACCUCCCUCACAAAAACAACCCCCACACCCCCAGUGUAUCCCCAUCCCAUCUCUCUUUGCCCGGCAGGCAAAAAUCACAUCACACACCCUACCACACACACAAACCACCCCGGCUGCACGGGAGGCCCACCCGAUGUAACUCACACCAUACAACGCACAUAUAACAGCUCACAUCAACCAACCCUCUAGACAAAGUUCCCACCGGGAAGUCUUCUCUGAUUGUUUGUGUUUUUCUUAUAAGUGACGGCACACCAUGAAUGACAUCGGAUCAAGACCCCAACUCUUGCUUAAACGAAAGUGGGGAGGGGGCUGCCAAAUCCCAGGGGUGAGGUGGUGGCAGCACAUCGUCCGAUCCGUCCUCCCAUCCCAUUGUGUGUGUAUUGUUACCUAUGUCAAAGCUUCGUCGGAUGAGGGCACACACACACACACACACCGCACACCUGCACACCAGGGAUGUUACAGACCAACUGUACUGCUACGCUACGCAAUCCAUCCCUCUCCCGCAUAUUGGAACUUCUAAAGCUACGACCUACCUCGCCCAAGCCCCUCGGUGAGCAAAAGCUUCAAAGUUGGGUGGUGGUGACACGAAACAGCUCUCCCAUGAGCUCUCAAGAGGAGGGGUUAGUUACUCUUCCCGUCCCCAUCCUCCAUCCCCCCCACGUUAAGCCGGCAGUUAAAACAUUUCGGUCCGAAGAGACGUGGCUGUCGACUCGGUCAAGAACCCCCUCGCAGCAUAUCUCUUUGUUUAGAGGAGGUUUAUGGAAUUCUAGAUUCUUAUGGCGUGUGUGUGUUUAAAUCACCCCAAUUGUUCCCCCCUCAUAUGAAAAAAAAAAGAUGACAUAACCUGGUCGAGAGAUGACGAAGUCACCAAGAAUGCCAACACCCCUCCCUACCUCCCUCCCCAAUUCCCAGUUGCAUCUUCCUCAACCACAUCCGGUUCCGGACCAUUCUAGUCGUAAAAAGGUUAAGAGAAUUUCCCAAUUCCUUGUUCACCGGUCUCUGGUGUCGUUUUUGUUCGUCUUAUCAACGAGCUUCCCGAAGGGCGGGGGGCGGGGAGAUAAGCAAGCUGUCAUAGCUACACUGCCAUGCCCUGUUCUUGCAGCUGCAACAACGGUGUGAAAGAUGCGAGAGAAGGGGAGCAAAGAACUGGGACACGACAGGAAACGCCACCGAUUUAAUCGGUCGUACUGUAUAGUGCGAACUAGGUAUGUAUGUAGCGUGGGAUACCCGGAUUUCUUCUAGAUAUGCAGCUCGUCACGAGAGGGAAGGUGAGAUGGAGAGAUAGGCAUAGACGGGUUUAAGAUAUCGUGGGAUGCGGAAGUCAAUGGUUACUCUCGGUCGUCUGGGUUGAAGGCUACUUACUGAAUGGGGAAGCAUAAACUUAACUCAUGAUCAGUUCCUG
Podospora bellae-mahoneyi is the source of this 3327-nucleotide messenger RNA. RefSeq names its product tRNA(m(1)G37)methyltransferase (gene TRM5). The transcript is spliced from 4 exons. The record is from RefSeq and is a predicted model, not a curated record. Gene Ontology annotation, cellular component: mitochondrial matrix; cytoplasm. NCBI's taxonomy places the organism in Eukaryota, Fungi, Ascomycota, Sordariomycetes, Sordariales, Podosporaceae. The coding region runs from base 1 to 1605 and encodes 534 amino acids. Gene Ontology annotation, molecular function: tRNA (guanine(37)-N1)-methyltransferase activity. Gene Ontology annotation, biological process: mitochondrial tRNA methylation; tRNA N1-guanine methylation.